CCGAAAUCAGGAAGUGUUGAGUUGAGUUACCUGGCUGGUGACUAGACUAGGUUUAACAGUGACAGUCAAUAAUUAAUUCAACUAAUCUGUUGCAGUAUUAGUUGCGCUAUUUUGUAAUUUUACAGAAAUACUGGUUAGUAAUUAACUAUUUAAACCAACCCAUUCAUUCGCUCAUGCUUAUGACUUAUGAACUUAUACUGAUUUCUGUACUGUAGGUACUUGGACAAAAUUUUCAAAAUGAAGACUAUAAAUUAUAAAGCCAAAAUAUAGCUAUAAGACCUAGCUGUACUUCUCGUGCACAGUUGUUAAAUAUUAUUUACUUCAUUUAUUUUAGGCCGAUGAUGGGUAUGGCGAGACACGCCUAAAUAUUAUAUAUGGGUGGUAGCAAAGCGUCCUAAGUAAGCAUAAUUUGCGGCAAUGUUUCCACUUCCAGAGUAAAAAAAAAAAAUACACCUAGAUCUAUCUUAGACUAGGCCUAUAAUAACAGUUUUAUGGCUUUAUGGGAAAAAAUAUAAUCAAACAUUAACUCAUUAACUAGCUUUGACUUUGAGCUUUAACUUAAACUUUAAUAGUUUUUUAUCUAUGAAAACUAUAUGAAAAUGUGAUAAUAAGGGGAGAGACUGCAAUCAGGUUAGUACACAAUAAAAUGAGUAAAACAGAGUAGGGUUAAACCUGAAAAAAUAAACGCAACAAAACAGUGAAUGUGUCGGCAGAAAGCCUUCGUCAGCGAACAAAACAACAGAAAAAACGGUAUAAAAAUAAGAAAUAGCACUUAGCUGGUAAGUAGUAUCUGUGGGCAGCAAUAGAAGUGUGCUGACACAUUCGCUGUUUUGUUGCGUUUAUUUUUCACUGAAGGCUAAAAUGUGUUCAAACAGUAGGCAGAAGCAGGAAAUAUUUAUGAAUUAUUGAUGCAAAGGAAGAUGCCAUUGUAGGGAGAAUGAAUUUUUAUUUUUUAUCGUAGAAAAGGCCUUUUUGACUAACCCUAUUUUGAAAGUGACCAGGCUGACAUUCGCGGAAUUUCCCUCACUCGUAAACACUAGCAGCAAUAUUAAUAGGUAUUCUUUGAUACUGUGUCAGAUUAUGGUUGUGCGUUACCCACUAGCUGACUUUUAACAUUUUUAUCAAAACCGCACUUUGACCAUGUUUUUCUCAUAAAUGCUAUAAAAUAAAAACUUUUAGUUCGAUUUUAAAAGCAGUUUUACCACUAUAAUCAACAUCCAAACCUAUACAAGCAUAAUAAAAACCAGAAUUAUUUUAGUCUGUGAGAUUCGACUGAAACCGUCUCGGAAGGUCACAUUGUAGAGAUGAGUGCUCUCAGGUGACAGGCCGCAAAAUAUUGUCUUGCGGGCCACAAAUUGCCUGCGGGCCCUGACCUUGACAACCCCCCCCCCCCCACCAACGGAAAUUUCUGAAUUCUUAAGCGAUCCCUGACAUUUUAUUAGGCUAACUUAAGGGGGUUUGAGAUCCACAAGGUGAGAACCACUCCCUUAACACAUGAACAUAACAAAAAUAUUUGCGUCAGUGUUGCUUGUUGAUAGCAGUUUUCAUUUGUCUGAUACCAAUGUAUGUAUAAUAUUUUAAUAAAUAUUUAUAUAAUCAUCAUGGCAUUUCCUUGCUAGCAUUCCUUUAGUUAAGCCAAUAUUUUAUAUUAUUAAAUGAGUGUUAAAUUAUAUUACUAUUAUUUAAUUCUAUGACAAAACUUAAGAAAUGAUUCAUACACAAACAUUGGCUAUUCAGUAUCAUCAGCCAGUCAGAACGUGAAAUGAAAAAUUAUUUGUAAAUAGAAAAUGCCAUGUUCAUAACCAAAACCAAAGAUAUGCAUUUUGCUAAGACAAAUAAUUAACAACAUUCGUAGGAAUUACAUAAUUAUUUUCAGAGCUUUGCAGUUUUAUUUAGCUUACAUUUAGUUUAGCACCAAAUGCUAGUCAGUUUUCUAUUAUUUAUUUAAUUCAGGUAGCUAAAAAAAAAUUAGAGAAAAAUAUAUUGAAAAUGAGAAGAGAACUCUUUCUUUUUUUAAUACACGGACCCAGUUCUGUUUUUUUGCCUGGUCUGGUACCAGAUGUGCUAAUACUCAGCAUUUCUGGGUAUUCAGGUCGCCCCCCCCCGGUCACCCAGCCCUACUAUAAAUUAUAAAAUAUAAUCAAUUUAUCCAACUCUAGCCUAAGUUAAGUGCCCUAAGAUUACUUAAUUUAAAUUAAUUAUAAAUAAAUUGAUAUUGACUACUGGGUCAGCUAUGCCGGAUAUGGGUGAUUAUAAUAACCUGUGGCUUAGCUUAUUCUGUGAAGCAACUAAACGUUAGUAACUGCUGAGUAGAGCGCAAUGCUUCCUUCCUCACACAGGCCUAAUAUUAAAUUGGGAUUAACCUAGCCGUAGGGGCUUCAAAAAACAAAUAAAAAAUUUAAAAAACCAACAUCCAUAAGCAUUAGUAGUUUUUGAGCUAAUAAUUAUCUAAAUGUGAGUUCGGUUUUCCUUUUUACUCUCUUUGACUAUGUACCAGUAGUGCAGUGGUAUGGUUUCAGGAUUGCACCACCUCAUUUUGUGACCCUAUUCUCUUGUCUUCAUUUUUAAAGUCUUUCUCUCGGCUUGCAUUUCCAUCUUGUGGAGCGUUAUUUUUUUGUUUACACACGUGACAUUUUAAGAUUGAGUCUUAAGAAUUGUAGAUGAGCACUUUAUACAGCCAAACGAUUCGAAUUUAAUGCAGACAAAACUUAAGUUUGUUUUAUUUUUAUUAAUUUUUGAAAAUAUUUCCUGCCCAGUUUUUCCUUGAUUAAUGCACUCUAAGAAAUUUAAAAUUAUUUUCUCUUUUUUAGUAUGUUUUAACUCAUCUUUGAUAGAAAGUCGUUUUUUUUUGAAGUUUAAAAAAAUAUUUUUUAUUGCAUGCUGCUGCUACUUUAUUACAUAAUGAAUUUAAAAUGUUAAAAUUAUUUCUGUAAGACUUGCUAACUAUACUUUCGUUUUAAAAUAUUUAAGAAUUUGCAUUUUAUUCAGCUAAAUAAUGGCAAUAUUAUAUGCCAUAGCUAACAAUAGUCCACUCAGAAAUUGAAAGGUGCAUAGAUGGAAGAAUGAAUAUUCCAACUAACUCUGUGAAUAUGAUAUUUGGCAAAAAUAUCAACCAAAGAAAGUUUGUUAUUCACUCUGACGUAAUGUCAUGGAUACUGCCCAAUACAUACAUUUUUUACAUACAUGCAAAUAGGGCAGUGUCAAGAAAAAGUAGUGUUCGCAUUGAGGCAUAAAAAUGCAGACCCCAGAUAUAUAGAAAAAAGUGCCACCAAAAAUAAAUAACCCUUGCCUGACCUCUUAAUUCUGGCCAUGUGCUCAAUUUAUUACAAAUUGCAUGUCAAUGAAUGAUGAGCAUAACCUACUGCGACAUCCCCUCCUGCGACAUCCCCUCCUGCGACAUCCCCUCCUGCGACAUCCCCUCCUACCUGACAAUUUUUGCUUUCCCAACUCUACCAGCUUUCACAUUCUUUUAAAGUUUUAAAAUUUGAAACAUAAUUUCUGCCCUUUCAAUGCUGGCACACUUUUAAUUCUGCCCUUUCAAUGCUGGCACACUUUUAAUUCUGCCCUUUCAAUGCUGGCACACUUUUAAUUCUGCCCUUUCAAUGCUGGCACACUUUUAAUUCUGCCCUUUCAAUGCUGGCACACUUUUAUUAAUUCUGCCCUUUCAAUGCUGGCACACUUUUAAUUCUGCCCUUUCAAUGCUGGCACACUUUUAAUUCUGCCCUUUCAAUGCUGGCACACUUUUAAUUCUGCCCUUUCAAUGCUGGCACACUUUUAAUUCCAUGCUCUGAUCCAGAGGUUUUCAAGCAAGGUGCUAGCACCCUUUCAUUUCCAUAAUCCAAUCCAGAGGUUUUUAACUGAGGGGCUGUCAUCCUUUCAUUUCCAUGCUCUAAUCCAUAGGGUUUCCUGCACCCUGGAAUGCCACAUCAAUCCCUUACGGGUGCCACAAAAUAAUUGUUAACUUUUAGCUAAAGCACUGAGCCAAAAUCAAAACAUGUUUUAUUAUUUGAAUUUAUUGCUUGGGCAAUUUGAAAAUUCUCUUCUUAAACACUUUCCCUCGUAACCUUAGCUUGAAGUAUCUGGGACGGAGAUAAAUAUUUUGCCAGUCUUAAGUGUGUAGAUUUUAGGAUGAUUGCACAGCUCCUAUGCUUGUGGGGUACCCGUGCAUAGCCCUUACAAUAUAACAUACUAUUAUUAAUUUGGCCAGGUCAUUCAUAUUCAUUGUUCAUAAUUUACAACCAACAAAAAGGUCGGAGAUACAAGAUAAUCAAAUAAUCAGUCUGUCCUUUUCCUGUACUAUCCCUUAAGUGCAAUCACAUGAAGACCCUAAAGUGAAUUGUUAGCUCCCUGUCUUGCGAAUUACCUGUACAAUCUUUGGAUUUUUUAAAUUUCUACUUGCCAUGGUCAUGUUAAUAUGGUUUGACGUCUUGAUUGCUGUCCAACAGUCAGCAAAAUCUUGCUGGCUUCCAUUAUUUGACUUGAUGUACUCAUCACACAUAUCCAAGGUCUAAUCCAUUUCUUCACCAAAUACAGAGAAGAAGUAUUGGCAUCAGCAAUGACCACUGCAUACAAAAUAGCAUCAGAAACGAACAUUGAACCGGUGUUUAAAGAAUGCCACAUUAAGGGAAGAAAGGGGGAGUUAAAUAUCAGUUUAGAGAUGAGACACAAAAUAUGCCUGAAGAACCUUUUAGGAUAGAAUAUUUCUUGUGGUUAGCAGACCAAAUGUUGCGAUCCAUAAAUACCUAUUUCCAACUGCAAUUGUACUUAUGACAUUUUUGGCUUUCUGUAUGAUAUUCAGCAACUCUGUUAUUUUCCGAAUACUGUGAUGGUCAAUUAAUGUUGACAAUGCCAGUACUUGUUAAAAGUGGAAAAAGAAGUUAAAACUGAUAAAAAAAUUGCUUGCAAGAUUCAAUGUGUCAGGUUUGAAUGGACUUGCUAAGUUAUUAAUAGAACGGGGUGUUGUUACCACCCUUGACUGUGAAGACUCAUUGAAGUGUUUGCCCCAACGAAAGCAAGGAAGUUGAUUUUUCACUAAAAGCCUUGUUAAAGACCCCACAAAUUCAAUUAGCCCAAGGCCCUGCACCCCCUAGCACUGGCCUUGAUGUUCAGAGGAGGCACCCCCCCUAGCACCGGUCUUGAUGUUCAGAGCACGCACCCCCUAGCACCGGCCUUGAUGUUCAGAGCAUGGACCCCCCUAGCACAGGCCUGGAUGUUCAGAGCACGUUACAAGACAUUUAAUGAAGACGCUUGUGAGCCUAGUUACUAUUUUGAAAGAUGUUUAUAUGAACAAUAGAAAUGAAGGAUAUGUUUAACCAAACAUUAAAAUGUGAUCCUGACAUUCACCUCUCCACCAAUAGAGAGUGUGAAAGAAAUCAUAUAUCCAUCGUGUAAGUUGAAGCAUACUGAAAUGUGCUUGACCUCGUGGUAUGACUUGAUAAGAGUGUGCAGUCUAGGGGAUAUUUUAGGAUUAUCUGCACAUGCCUGAAAAGUCUGUGCCCUCAGACCAAGAAUACUUCAUUUUAAGAUCUUUAAAACCUGAUGUGGCGAUUCUUUGGUGUUUACGACACUCACUCUCACACACACACUCACUGAUGCACACACACAGUCACAUAUUUAUAAAUAAAAAUGUGUGAGGGGUACAGUGGGGAUGCAUUAUGUUGUUUAGGAGGCCUUCUAGGGAAAAGUUUGGAAACCACUGCUUCAUUCACUUGUGACACCCUGAGCAGAGUGGUCAGCAAUGCCUUUAAGUCUGUUCCCACACCCACACUUUUGAAAGUUUCACUACACUGGCAUGUUCAGUGUCAUACUUGACCUGCCUCACUACUUGCCCUGCCUCACAACAUGCCCUGCCUCACUACUUGUCCUGCCUAACUACUUGAAUUGCCUCACUACUUGACCUGCCUCACUACUUGACCUGCCUCACUACUUGCCCUGCCUCACUACUUGUCCUGCCUAACUACUUGAAUUGCCUCACUACUUCCCCUGCCUCACUACUUGCCCUGCCUCACUGCAUGCCCUGCCUCACUACUUGCCCUGCCUCACUACUUGUCCUGCCUAACUACUUGAAUUGCCUCACUACUUGACCUGCCUCACUACUUGCCCUGCCUCACUACUUGACCUGCCUCACUACUUGCCCUGCCUCACUACUUCCCCUGCCUCACUACUUGCCCUGCCUCACUACUUGUCCUGCCUAACUACUUGAAUUGCCUCACUACUUGACCUGCCUCACUACUUGCCCUGCCUCACUACUUGACCUGCCUCACUACUUGACUUGCCUCACUACUUGUCCUGCCUCACUACUUGUCCUGCCUCACUACUUAUCAUGCCUCACUACUUGACUUGCCUCACUACUUGACAUGCCUCACUACACCUGCCUCACUCCUUGCCCUGCCUCACUACUUGUCCUGCCUCACUACUUGAACUGCCUCACUACUUGACCUGCCUCACUACUUGCCCUGCCUCACUACUUGCCCUGCCUCACUACUUGCCCUGCCUCACUACUUGCCCUGCCUCACUACUUGCCCUGCCUCACUACUUGUCCUGCCUAACUACUUGAAUUGCCUCACUACUUGACCUGCCUCACUACUUGCCCUGCCUCACUACUUGACCUGCCUCACUACUUAACUUGCCUCACUACUUGUCCUGCCUCACUACUUGUCCUGCCUCACUACUUAUCAUGCCUCACUACUUGACUUGCCUCACUACUUGACAUGCCUCACUACUUGUCCUGUCUCACUACUUGACCUGCCUGACUACUUGACCUGCCUCACUACUUGUCCUGCCUCACUAAUUGACCUGUCUCACUACUUGAUCUGCCUCACUACUUGACCUGCCUCACUACUUGUUUUGCCUCACUAGUUGUCCUCUGUGUAGGGGUCAUUCCCCUGCACCACCCUUGAAAUUUGUGGUAGUUAAGUAAGAGGUAAGUUGGCAUACGCAGUGUUCAGAUUGAUGCUUGUGGUAGACACCAUGAGGUGACCAAAUGAUAAAAUUUUAUGUGCCUACAUAAUGUUCACAGGUCAGGAUGCCAUUCAACGCUGGUCCUGAGAUGUGGCACAUUGGCAAGACAAUACUACUUCUUUCUGCAUUCCUGUGCUCAGUUUAUGCAGCUAAAAAUUGCAGAUGUGAAAAUGAGGAGGACUGUAAGCAGCAAUAUGAAAAAGACAGCCAAUCUAAAGAGGUAAGCUAGCAUCUUGAAACAAUUUAUAUAUUUUGAUGCAGAUUGUAAUCCGUCUUUGUGUUUGUUAUGAUACAGAACAGCAUAUAAAGGAAGAAAGUGGAUGUGUUUGCUUAAAAGUAAAGCAGUUUACCUGUCCACUGUUUCAUGGUGAAUUCAUUGUUUCUAUCUUUAUUUAAAAUUUUAAAGUAAAAAAUUUGUUCAUUUUUAUUAUCUUUAUGACCUAAUGGAGUUCACUGAUAACUAUUAUUUUCUUUCAAUAAUAUUAUAGUGCAUAGAAUCUAUUGAAAUUACCUUUAACCCUCAAUUCCGAAGCCAGUGCUGGUCCAACCUGCAGUCGCUGAUGCAUUUUAAAUGGCACGCCACAACUUUAUAAAUAUUUAUUAUAAAGAAUAAAACAUUUUCCAGUGAAAAUAUUUUUAAAGGACAAUCAUUAGUUCCCUUCUGUUUGGAAACAUGUGAGAGUACAGGAGAUGUUGUCACAUGGAAAAGGGUGGGGCGUGGUGUCAAAAAAGCUAAGGGGUGGGAGUGCUUGACAGGUAGCAGUAAUUUAUGUUCAGCCCAUAGGCAGAGCAACCAUGGGGGAACACAGGGUCACAUGAAAUUGGAUACUGUCUUCUUCUCUCUGUUGCUUGUGCAAGGAAGGUGGCAGAGGGACAGGAGGGAUAUGGGGUAUAACUACUAAUGGCUUGGGAAACCAAAGCUAACUUGAUGUGUAGCUAUUUGUUCAUAGUAGCAAUGCCCAUGCCUCACUAUUGUGACAAGUCAGAUGAACUAGAUAGGUCAGCAUCCAAGUUAACAACUGAGAUUUUUUGGAGGAUAAUGGUUCAGAGAAUUAGAGAUGGGAGUUGGGGUACAUAAGUCUCAAAUGACUGUGAUGGGCAGUGUGGACCAUUUAUGGUACCAUGUUAUUUUAACAGUUAGUCUGGCCAGGUAUGGGAGAGUGUGUCUGUAUUGUUGUGAAGUUGGGGACAACUACCUGGUAUUCAGAGACUGGAGUGUGAGAAGUUCAAUAAGUAGAAAGCAGGAUACAAGCUGUUUUAUUUUUAGUCAGUGCUAUCCAGUCAGGCAGGAUUGUGAGAGACAGUAGGAACGAUUUUUGAACAUAUUUUUUUUUUAUAUAGAAACAAACAUUAAAGAAUCAAUAUUGGAUGACAUAUAUUUCACCUGAUGAAUUUCCAACUGUGGUAAUGUAACAAAACUUUUACUUUGUCUUUGGAAGCACCUACUACUUAAGUGACGCUGGAUUAUCUGUUAUUAACGAACAAAAAGGUAACGCUUUGACUGGUGAACAUUUAGAAAAUCUAAUGAGGUCAGGUGCUACUGAUAACUACCUUAGAUUAAGAAACAGUUACAAUUCAAAGCCAAAUAGCUCAUUAUGUCAGCUCCACUGUUUCUAUUCACUUUGAUUAAUAUUCUUGAUGGGCUGUCAAUGCUACUGGAUUUAGUUUAUUUAUGCACAAGGUAAGAAGUAUUAAUAAUGUGAAAAAUUUUCUUAAAAUUACCCCCAAAAAUGUCUCUUUUAAGAUGUUGUGUUCUACCCUUGGCUUUGUGGAAAAAAAAUUUGUUUGCCCACAGAGUCAAAAAGGUUGGACAGUACUGCCCUAAGCCAUUGCAUGUACAUCACAGAAAGGCGCACAUAUUUGUGUUUUCUAUAUAUACACCAAUUACUUCACACAAAGGGAUACUUAUUUGUGUUUUCUAUACAUAAAAGUAAAUUAUGAAAAGGAGAAUAAAAUUUAUAUAAAAAUUCAGAGGUUGCACUCAUCUCAAAUUUUGCUAACCAUCUAUCUUGUCUAUUUAUUGUUAUUGUUUGUCACAAAUGACCAAGUUUUCAUGUGAGAAUGAACAUUAAAAUCACUGGCACGUGUCACGAUGUCCCAUUGAAAUGUUAAUGCUUUUGUGUAUAAAGUUUUAGUUUUGUGAUAUCAUCUAGUAAUUAUACCGGAAAUUAUAGACAGAUCGAAUGGGAUUUGUCUGAUUUCUACCAAAACCGAAAGAUUUAGAUAUUUUGAAACUCGUUUGUGUCCUCUUCCCGUGGACAUUUAAAAAUGAUGGGGGAAAGUGUCAAUAUUUAUAUUCUUUUUAUUAAAAAUGAGAUUAUCGUGAAUUUUAAUAGAUAAAAUAUCAGUCAGGUCUAUUUGUUUAAUAAUGAAGAAUAUCUUUAUCAAUCAGGUCUAUGCGUUUAGUUAUGAAGAAUAUCUUUAUCAAUCAGGUCUAUGUGUUUAGUAAUGAAGAAUAUCUUUAUCAAUCAGGUCUAUAUGUUUAGUGAUGAAGAAUAUCUUUAUCAAUCAGGUCUACGUGUUUAGUAAUGAAGAAACAGAUGUUGAAACCUGGAGUUGGAACUCAAUCACUACUUUAAUAGUUUCAGCAAGUUUUGACUAUAAUAAUGCAGCUCAAUUUAAAACAAUGUGUGUUGCACAUAGUAAAAAAAGGAAGUUUGGUUUCACAGGUGAGUGUUAAUCAAACAGUUUUCAAGUUUAAAAAAUGUAAUUACGCUGUUUUUAAAAUGAUUAGUCUACUAAAUUAUAAACUUGCUCAUAAUUGACAGCUACAUACAAUUUUAGUGAAUUUUUCAUAUGAAUUUUUAACAUAAUUUUCUGUACAAAUAAGGAGUUUCUGAUAUCAAAUAAGCUGAUAAUAUUAUUUUUAUAAAACACCUGAUAAUAAAAUAAACAUUUGUAAGAAAUUUUACUAGAUCAGACAUACUGUCAAAAUAAAAUAUGUUUUGUCUCAAAGAGUUCACUCCUAUGUCCAUUGCAAACUUCCUCUCAUGUGUAUUCCAGGUUAUGGCAACUGUCACCGUUUUCUUAAAUCAUUUGCUAUGAUCAGCUCUACUUAUUAUUUGAGAUUGUCAAAUGUACUUUGACUCCACAGUGGACAUGACUUUAAAUGGCCAAAUUAAUGUGACAUCGAAUGAAACUCUGCAAUGGAUAGCAACGGUCAAAUCCAAGCAAGCCCAGUGGCAUGCUGAAGUGGUGGCCAUUAAUUUGCUGCCUUACUUUAAGAACGAUGUCAACAGUUCAACAAAAGAUCAUGAAAACUUAGCUGUGCUUUUGAAGAACACCAAGGAUGCAGUCAGAAAUGGUAGUACAAGCUAUACCAUCCAGGUUUGUGCUGAUAGAUUAAAGUAACAUCACUAGAAAUAUGUUUGGGACAUUUUAAGCCACUUUCUGAUUGUAGAGUAUAGGAGUUCAUUGAUCAUUGUUGGGACUGAAUAUUAUGCUUUUAUUACGUGCUGUGUGUGUUUGAGAGUUUUAUAAGUUAGUGAACGCUCUUCCCGCGCUUGACUUAGUGACGUAUUGUCUAAGACGGUAUUGUGACUUAAGUUUCAGUCGUGCGGCAGUCUUGAAAGGAACUUUGUAGAAGUAGGAUGUGUUUUAUUUAUGUCUGAUAGCGAGCUGCGCUAUAUGUAUGUGUUUAUAAUUAGAUAUUAAUUUUAUAAUUAUUAUGAAAAGGACUUGAGUUUAUUCAGUGAUACUAAGAAUAGUACGAUGUAUUACACCGUGUGAAAGAUCAUGACAAAUUAACAUAGGAGUCUACACUGAUUGAACAAAAUUAUAUAUAUAUAUGUUUUAACAGAGGUGGAAAAAAUGUUUUUAUGCUGAUUGAAAGAAAUAUAUAUUUCCCAAAAACAUUAAUCAAAAUGACAUUGAGCAUAAGGUUAUGUUGUUUUUUUAAUGUCUGAAAAGUUAUUUAUUCAGCUUAGCCAUGUUGUUUUUUAUUCAGUUACAUAAAGUUUCCGUUAAUCAGUUUGAAUUGAACUUAUUCCUUAAUUUUUUUAGAAUUAGUUUUUGGCAUUUUUGGUGAAAAUUUACCUAUGAAUAAUUUUACAGUAGAGUUGGGUUAGAAUGUUUUUUUAUUUGUAGCUCUCUUCACUAACAAAAAAAAAACUGUAUGUUAAGAAAAAUACAUUUACGGUAGACAAAAAAAAACAACAGUGAAUGUGUACGCUGAAACAUUGUUGUUGGUUGACUCAAAUAAAAAACAUUUACUAAUAUUGAAACAUAAAGAAACAAAACAAAAUAAAUUGAGUUGUUUAUUCAGUGCCAGUGUAGUGUAAGUGUUCAGCCUUCAUUCAUGAUAAAUGCUUAGUGCUGUCUCAUUGCUUGUCCCAGACAGCUUAACUUCAUCAGAGCUAAGGAAAGGAUUUUUUAAAAAUAGUUCUUCUGGUUAUUUUAAUAACUUGAUCAAAGGCAGUCAAUUAUUUCUGGAGAAUAUCUGCAGUUCAGCCCACAAACCACUGUACUAACAUUGCCAAAUGGACUAUGUAGUUUUACACUUAAUCACACACUUAUAAAACAUAUUUUCCAAAUCCAUAAACAAUAACAUUUCACAUAUUUAUGUUGCAUGCGUCAGUAUGUAAAAAGUGUCCAAUCCAUGAUUCUACAGAUUGCUUGCAUAAUACCCUGGAGACCCCCCUGUUCAGAAAUUGAAGAGGAGUGUGACUUCUCCAAACUGUCCACCGAUGGCUGUGAUCUUUUUAUUAUCAAUCCUGAAAGUUUUACAGAUCUUGAUGGGGUCAAAUGCAUGGCCAGGGCGACUAUUCCAUUUUCUAAAUUAGUUUAUGGUAAUUUGUUUUUUUAUGUAGUGUACGUCACUCAAUGCUAAGUUUAAUUAAUCUCAUUCGUCACGCAGUUCUGGACUAACUCUUUGUUCACCCAGUUCACAAUUAAACAUAAGUUUAAUGACUUUACCCAGAGUUUUACAACAGGAGAAGUUGAAGCAUAGAAUUUUCGAAACGAACUUUUAAAAUAUUUGGUUUGAUCAUGUGACAGAAAAUGUACUUUCCACUCAAGCAAUUUAAACUAUAUUUACAGGACUUGGGGAAGCCCUUGUUCUUAAUUGUUAUAGCAUGUGUGUUGGCCUAAUUUUACUUGUACUUAGAGUUGUGGCCACCACUACUUGUCUCCCCUUAUUUAAAUUUGAUAUUGAUGUCACCGAUUAAAUGUGUGGCGCUGUACCAACCCCACCUCACUCUUGAUUGGGAAAUGCUUGUUUAUGUUCAAAACCUUUCCAAUUUGUUCUAAAGAAUUUUAUCAGGUGAUACAAUGUCUAGAAUUUCUUUUAUGGAGGGUCCCAACUUUCUCCCUAUAAAUAAGCCGGCAGCUGUCCCAGCCGGGGGAGAGAUUUGUGCCAUUUUCCUAGACAAAAGAUUAUACUCUUUGUGUGGAUAUAUUAAUAUUUGUAUCCUUCUAAGAUUUACUUUUUCACUUGCUGUGCUGUAAUUUAAUAUAGUCUAGUUUGUAUUUCUGUCUCUUAGAUUUUGUAAUUUUGUAUAUAAGUUUAACAGUUUAAGUAUACCGUAAUGAAAUUGUUAAAAUCACUAGCAUUGGAAUCGUUUUUCUUUAUGUACUGGUUUUCAGUCCUUUGUUUCGUAUUGUUCAUCUAACAUUCUUAAAACGGAGUUUAAAUUUACAAAACCAUAUAAUAAUAUGUAACAAUAAAUUUGGAAAAAAACUGGACUUGAGUGUUUAGAGAGUUCAACGAUGUUGUCUUUCUUUUAUUACCUUGCUCUUUCCAUGUACAAACCAUUUCAUUCACUCAUACCAUGUUCAGUGUACAUUACCUUGAUCUUUCAAAGUACAAAUCAUUUCAUUCGCUAAUACCAUGUUCAUCAGUGUACUUUUGCCAGCCAGCAUGUACUCAUUUUAACUGCCAGUAAUUUAUUUGUUGCCUGUCAGGUAUCAGCGAGUACAAUGCCCACCAUAUACCAAACAAGCAAAUCAUCUUGGGUGUGCCGUGGCAUGGAUAUGACUACACAUGUCAACAACUGACAGUGAGUAUCUGAUCAGGGCUUCUGGAAUUAUCCUCACAAUUUGUGCAUUGUUUUUCAGUGUUUAUUGCUUAUUAGUUAUUGUUGAUACUGGCAACGCCAUCUGUCUCCUCACCCUGACUCUCAUUAUUAUCAAUGUCACGAUAGUAAUACUCCUGCUUCUCUCUAAUAAUUUUCUGUCGUUCUGCCUCUAUUUCCGCUAGUCUCAUUUCUGGAUCUAGUUUAUCAAGUUCGCGCUGUCCCUGUUUAUCUAUUUCUAUUCGUUGUUCCUCUCCCAGUUUGGCCAAAUCUAAUUUUUCUUCCCUUUUUUUGUUAUUCCCACUUCCACCUGAUAAAUUCAACAAGUGUGUCUCCUGUACAGCGGAGUAAUAUACCAAAGUGCCUAAUUUCCUCCAAACUCCUUUUUCUCACUGUCACGUCCCUCCAUAAUGAUAAUAACCAGGAGCGAGGGCAUAGUCACCAAUAUUUAGCUCCAGACUCAAGGGUCAAAUAUGUAAGGACCAACCGUCCCGUCUCUAUCAACCAAAUUUUGAAAAAAGUUGAAUUAACUAGGGCAAAUAAAUUUAUAAAAAUACACCCAAAGUUUUUAUUGAAAAAAUAAUAAAACUUUCCAGAGAUGGAGGUCCUGCAUGACGUUAAAUAAAUAUUGCUAGGUGACACAAUACACAGAGGUCCUUGAACUAAGUUAAAUAAAUAUUGCUAGGUGACACAAUACACAGAGGUCCUUGAACUAAGUUAAAUAAAUAUUACUAGUUGACACAAUGCACAGAGGUCCUUGAACUAAGUUAAACAAAUAUUGCUAGUUGACACUACACAGAGGUCCUUGAACUAAGUUAAAUAAAUAUUGCUAGUUGACACAAUACACAGAGGUCCUUGAACUAAGUUAAAUAAAUAUUACUAGUUGACACAAUACACAGAGGUCCUUGAACUAAGUUAAAUAAAUAUUGCUAGUUGACACAAUACACAGAGGUCCUUGAACUAAGUUAAAUAAAUAUUGCUAGUUGACACAAUGCACAGAGGUCCUUGAACUAAGUUAAAUAAAUAUUGCUAGUUGACACAAUACACAGAGGUCCUUGAACUAAGUUAAAUAAAUAUUACUAGUUGACACAAUACACAGAGGUCCUUGAACUAAGUUAAAUAAAUAUUACUAGUUGACACAAUACACAGAGGUCCUUGAACUAAGAUAAGCAUAAAAAGUCACAGGCGCUCUGUUCUUGAACUUAAUUAAGUGCCAUUAGUAACACAUGAAUUUCAGUAAUUGUCACUAGACCUUUGGCAAAUCACGGGUUGCAGCACCCGGUGCAGGCGACUGGUUAGGUUUACGGGACGUUGACAGCUCACCCAACACUAGACAGGACAUAAGCACCCACCGAGACUGGACAGUUCGUAGGCAAUUUGAUGAAGUACAGUGCAUAAGUAGGUCGCUGGAAACAGGGCAGGACGUUGGAAAAACACCGACACCGGAAAGUGUGUGGGUGACUCGCUGAUGCAGGAAGGACGUUGUCAAAUCACCAACACCGGACAGUUCAAAGGUACUUAUGGCUAAUCAUUGGACACAGUAGUUUGGCAUAGGCAACCGGACAGGGCAAUAGGAUGUUGACAGCUCACUGGACAGGACAUAAUCACUGGCUGACACUGGACAGUUUGUAGGUAACUCUGGCAAAUCACAGGACACAGUCUUGGGGUGCAGACGACUGGACAGGGCAACAGGAUGUCGAUAGCUCACCGGAUAGGACAGGGGCACUUGCCGAUACAGGAUAGAGCGUAGGCAGCUUGAUACAGGACAAGAUGUUGGUAACUCAUUGAUAAAGGACAAGAUGUUGGUAACUCACUAGAGCUAGACAGGACACAGGUAACAAGAUACAGGGCCGGACAUAGGUCGCUUAUAUAGUCACUGGCCUCUGUAACUCAUAUAAACUUGAUACUUGGUGGCAGCAGGGCCCUGACCAUGAAACACAGGAACAGUCGAUGAUGGUCGUAUAGUUGAAAUAAUAAUAACGCUCUUGCCCUUUACCUCACAGUAAGAAAAUGACGAGUUUUAUUGAUUCCGAUGUUUUAUUUGCUCUCAUUCUUCAGAUUCUUGUACAUGUUCAUAGUCAUUAUACACCGAAGUAAACACAAGUCCUUUUCCAUUGGUAAUGUAACUUUAAUCUAUAAAUAGAUCAAACGGGCUUUACAUUCAAUCACACACAUGUAGAGCACAGCUCGCCAUAAGGAGAAAAAUACACAACCAUCCACUACAAGGUUCUUUCGACAACUGCUAAUGAAUAUGUACAUACGCCAAAGACAGUCGUGACAAUAGUCAUAAUUACAAUACAAAUAUGUCACCAACGAAAUGUCCUGAAGGACAUUUAUUAACAACCAGCUCUCACAAAACACCCCGCCACAAUCAAACACAAUAUCGGGUGUGCAACAAUUUUUAGUGAACUCCCAUGCUCACACUACACACAUUGAAGUAUUGUAUUACUGCUGAAAUUUGAGGUUGUUUUUCUGGUGUAAAAUCUUACUCCAUAAUCUUCUUUAAAUUGCUCUCUGUACUACAAGCUACUUACUGUUCUCAGUCCACUAAGAAAUGUUAAGUCCUGAACAAAAAUUGUCUGAAGCACCCAAUCAUUAUUGAUAUUUGAUUAAAUUAUAUUUGAUCAGGAUACAGUAUAUUUGAGCUAGUGUAAUGUUUAGCUAGCAUUAGUUUGCCACAGCUGGUUUAUAACUGAAUACAUUUCUGCAUGAUGCAACGUGUCUUUGAUCCAUGAAACAAAUUAGGUCAAAUUAGAAAAUAAAUAAAAACUUAUUAGGCGUGGCCUGUCAAUUGAAGGCGGACAAUGUUUCUAUCGGUGGCCACGAAUCAGGCAUUAAUAGUAUAAGAAUCCCUAUUUUCUCUCUAUACUUACAGUGAAACUUCACACCGUCUUUGGCACUUGUAGAUUUGCAAUAUUUUUUAGAAAACAUUUUUCUGUUCAUCGGUGGGAUUUCUGUUUAGAUUUCUUCACUGGGAUCUAGCUGGUCAUUAAACAUAAUAUAAAAUUUAAUGAUUAUUUACACUAAUCUAUCCCAAUAGUUUUGUAUGGAAUAAAAGGCAUUUAACCCUGAUUUCAGAUUGAUGUGUUCUGUUUAGAAAACAUUUUAAAUUCUUGUAGAGCCGUGGAAAUGUAUUCACUUCUGAUCUAACUGGAGUCUUUUUUCUUCUUAUUAUUACUUUAGAAUGAAGUGUGCAUACUGGACCAUGAUGAAAAAUGUCACUAUGCUGAUAGAAAGAUGAUGUCACAUGCAGACCUGAUGUCAAAUUUUUCAGCCAAAUAUUUAAAAAGUGAUUUCAAUGAACUUUACAAUGCACCCUACUUUAAUUAUGAAGUAAGCUGUUCUUUUAUCCUUGUUAUUUUAAUCUUAAUUUUGGAUUUAUUAUUGUAUUGCUGCAACUAAGUGACAAAGACUGCUGAAGAGUAUUCAAAAGCACUUAUACUAUGUUGAAUUUCUUGCUAACAGUUUUAAAUCAUCUAUUUCUUUAUAGCAGUGCAUCCAUAUUAGGGCACCUGUGCACACCCCAUUUUCCAUUCAUAUUCAGAACAAACAUUUAUGCUCUGAAAUAUUAAUUGUUUCUAAUGUUUUAUAGAAGAACGAUAAGCAACAUCAAGUGUGGUUUGAGAAUCCUUCUAGCUUAAUGAACAAGUAUAGGUUGGUCCAUGAACUGGGACUUAAAGGUAAGUGCCUCAAAUGUCUACUAUUGGACAUGUUUUUUCUUACCAAGAAGUUUGGUUUUUAUCAUUUUAACAUUUUGAAGCUAACACUCAAUGGUUGUUGGGGUUUUUUAAGCUUAAAAUUCCAAGUUCCUAUUCUUAGUUCCUUCCACACUGAGUGGUGCAUUGGGCAACAUAUUCUUGGUUCCUUCCACACUGAGUGGUGCAUUGGGCAACAUAUUGUUAGUUCCUUCCACACUGAGUAGUGCGCUGGGCAACAUAUUCUUAGUACCUUCCACACUGAGUGGUGCUCUAGGCAACAUAUUCUUAGUUCCUUCAACACUGAGUAGUGCAUUGGGAAACAUAUUCUUAGUUCCUUCCACACUGAGUAAUGCUCUAGGCAACAUAUUGUUUAGUUCCUUCCACACUGAGUAGUGCAUUUGGAAACAUAUUCUUAGUUCCUUCCACACUGAGUAGUGCACUGGGCAACAUAUUCUUAAUUCCUUCCACACUGAGUAGAGCGCUGGGCAACAUAUUCUUAGUUCCUUCCACACUGAGUGGUGCACUGGGCAACAUAUUCUUAGUUCCUGCCACACUGAGUAAUGCUCUUGGCAACAGUUGAUCUUCCCCUUUCUUUCUCUGUCUGACUUUUUAUUUUCAGCAAUGUCCAGGCUAAUUUCCAACUUAUCCUCUUUCCCUUAAGUGGCAUCCAGUUUAAAGCAGUUUUAGCUAUAUAUAGUGCUGUGUCAGUGCUAGAAGCCUGCAAAGUGCAUUUUGCAUAGAGAAACUGUUGUUUGUGGACCCUGAUACCUGAUAUAAUGCCAUUAUCUUACUCUGACAUCUUUUUUCAACCCUAAUUCAUCAGGCUGAGGCUUGUACUUACUCUUAUUUCUUUAAUUAUUCAAUUCAAAUUUUUUUUUUUUUACAUUUGAAGCUUCCAUUUAUCUGGUUCCCAAUAUUCCCUUUGUGCCUAAUAUUCUCAUUUUGCCUAAUAUUCUCUUUGUUCCUAAUAUUCCUUUUGUUCCUAAUAUUCCCUUUAUUCCUAAUAUUCCCUUCACUUUUCUUGAAUGCCCUCUCAACUAUAUUAUCUCCACUUUUUUAAUGGCUGGUGUGCUAAAGUUGUUCUUAGUUCCACUUAGUGUCACUCUUAGCUACCUCCCUGAAUUAUACAAAUGGUGCAUUGAUCCAUGUGUCACUCUGUCGACUCUUUGGAUGGUACUCUUGCUUCAACACUCUCCUGCCUAACCUACUUUUGAUGUAAACCCUCUCACAUGCCUAAGCAAAGGGGCAUAACUCUGUUUAGAAACUCAUGAUUUAAACAAAAAUAAAUUAUAAAUUAACUUUUUUUUUUUUUUUAUAAUUGUUAUUAAAUAUUGGAAUAAAACUGAAUGGACUUUAACAAUCAUAAUAAAAAAAUAUGGUUAUUUAGAGAAUAAUUAUAACAUCUAAAGUUGAAUGUCCAUGCAUUUCUGUUGUCCUCACAGGUAUUGGUGUUAUGUAUGGUGAUGACCUUGUUUCACAUUUACCCCGUAAAAUGUUUUUCGAUGACCAGGAAAUGUGGUCAUGGGUUAAUCAUGAAAUUAUUCUACAGGCAUCACAAAAACCUGCUAGGAAUGACUUUCACUAUGCAGGUUAGUUAUAAAUAAUGUUAAAUAUUAACCAGCUAAAAAUGACUUUCACUAUGCAGGUUUUUCAAACAUAAUUGAAUAUAUCUGGCCAAAUCUCUUGAAGUUGUUCACAUGGGUUAAAUACAUUUAUUCAGACUGGUUGAUGUGAAAAACUGUUUUGUUAAAAAAAAAAAUUUCAAGUUAAAAAAAACAAACAAUUUUUGUCCAUUUACCUGUAGGGUAAAGAUAAACUAUUUAAACUACUUCACAUGUUUAUUUUAGAAAAGUUUUUUAAUGUAGUGUUUGCAAAGCAGACGCUACUAACCGGAAAAGUUUUUUAAUGUAGUGUUGCAAAGCAGAUGUUACUAACCUGAAAAGUAUUUUAAUGUAGUGUUUGCAAAGCAGAUUUUACUAACCUGAAAAGUAUUAUAAUGUAGUGUUUGCAAAGCAGACGCUACUAACCUGAAAAGUUUUUUAAUGUAGUGUUGCAAAGCAGACGUUACUAACCUGAAAAGUUUUUUAAUGUAGUGUUUUUUUCAAAGCAGACGCUACUAACCUGAAAAGUUUUUUAAUGUAGUGUUUGCAAAGCAGACGCUACUAACCUGAAAAGUUUUUUAAUGUAGUGUUGCAAAGCAGAUGUUACUAACCUGAAAAGUAUUUUAAUGUAGUGUUUGCAAAGCAGAUGUUACUAACCGGAAAAGUAUUUUAAUGUAGUGUUUGCAAAGCAGACGCUACUAACCUGAAAAGUUUUUUAAUGUAGUGUUGCAAAGCAGACGUUACUAACCUGAAAAGUUUUUUAAUGUAGUGUUUUUUUCAAAGCAGACGCUACUAACUUGAAAAGUUUUUUAAUGUAGUGUUUGCAAAGCAGACGCUACUAACCUGAAAAGUUUUUUUAAUGUAGUGUUGCAAAGCAGAUGUUACUAACCUGAAAAGUAUUUUAAUGUAGUGUUUGCAAAGCAGAUGUUACUAACCUGAAAAGUAUUUUAAUGUAGUGUUGCAAAGCAGACGUUACUAACCUGAAAAGUUUUUUAAUGUAGUGUUUUUUUCAAAGCAGACGCUACUAACCUGAAAAGUUUUUUAAUGUAGUGUUUGCAAAGCAGACGCUACUAACCUGAAAAGUUUUUUAAUGUAGUGUUGCAAAGCAGAUGUUACUAACCUGAAAAGUAUUUUAAUGUAGUGUUUGCAAAGCAGACGCUACUAACCUGAAAAGUAUUUUAAUGUAGUGUUUGCAAAGCAGACGUUACUAACCUGAAAAGUAUUUUAAUAUAGUGUUUGCAAAGCAGACGCUACUAACCUGAAAAGUUUUUUAAUGUAGUGUUGCAAAGCAGAUGUUACUAACCUGAAAAGUAUUUUAAUGUAGUGUUGCAAAGCAGACGUUACUAACCUGAAAAGUAUUUUAAUGUAGUGUUGCAAAGCAGAUGUUACUAACCUGAAAAGUAUUUUAAUAUAGUGUUGCAAAGCAGACAUUACUAACCUGAAAAGUAUUUUAACCCACGAACUGUGGCAUGCAUAAUUCUGUGGUGUAGAGCUUUUCAGAGCGUUUUGAGUGCCAUUUGAAAUUGCAUUAAAUGACAUAGAAAUAUUGAUACAAGACCCCUAUAAGUAUACAUUUUUAGAAAAGUAAUUGGAUGGGGAUAAAGUUGGCCGUAUUGCCCACCCCUUAAAAAAAUUUUGCUCAGUGUCCUUGACCUUGGAGUUCUCAAGAAAAAAAAUCGACAAAAUGUCUUGCUUCCAAGUGCUUAGAACAUCAUUAAUUUUUAUAGAUACACUUAAAACACAAAUCUAAAUGUUGUAGGCAAUUCAUUUAUCUUUAAGAAAAUGUAAAGUUUGCUACGGUUCUGAUUGCAAUUAAACGUCUGAAAGCAACUUUAGGUCAUAUUUAUAAGAUACUGGGACCGCUGCUAAAACCAAGUACAAAAUAAAAAAUCUCAGGCAAAAUAGUUCUUAUUAACUAGUAAAAAUUUAAAAAGGAACUGUGGAACUGAUUUGGGUUGUUUAACUAUACAAUUUAUUAGUUCUGAACUAUAAUCUGUAGCUUCUAUGACUAAAAUUCAGUCAGUCCUUGCCCAACCUCCGGGCCUGGCUCGAAGUCUAACAGUAGCCUCAGUAGGCCUACUUCAGUAUCGCAAAGACUAGAAUAAAAUUCACGAGAAGAAUAAUCUCAACUGAUAUCGUCAUGGGGAAUGUUAAAAUCAUCAUCAGUAUCACUUAAAACCUCUCCUAAAAAGUUUUCAAACAUAUUUCUAUUAGUUCUUGCACGGAAGGCCCAGCCAUGGCUUCAACCAUUUUAGCUUUUAAAAAAAAACAGCGGUAUAAUGAUAAGAUAAGAUUCUUUUAUUGAUCCAAAUAAAUGGAAAUGUUUUUUUUUAUUGCAUUAUACAUUUUCAGCACAAAAAUAAAACAAUUUGAACACAAGACAUUUAUAAUAAAUUAUUUCAAACAGCCAUUCAGUGAGUUCUCUUAGCAAAAUCAGGGACUUAUUAGUUCUCAUUCAGAUGUGUGACUUCAGAGGAAGCACGCCGGUAAAUUCGUACAGAUUGGGGAACAAAAUAAUUUUUAUAUCGGUCAGUCCUCGCCCUGAUGGAAAGAAUUCGUCCCGAACGGCCCGAUCCUAAAUAUCUAGGAUGAAGAGGGUGGGAUGUAUCAUCAAAAAUGUGUUUAGUUUUGCAAAAACAUCUUUCUUCAAAUAGUUCUUCAAGUGAAGGAUGUUUAGUUUGUGUUAUGUUUCUAACUUUCUUGAUUAAUCGGUUUAUGCGGUGUUUAAUAUCAGACGUUAAAUUCCCACACCAGCAGGUAAUACUGAAAUUAAGCAGGCUUCCAAUAGUUGCACUGUAGAAUAAGAUAACGACUUGCUUGUUUAUGCCAAAAUUGUACAGUUUUUUGAGGUAGAACAGUCUUUGGUUGAAUUUCUUAUACAGGCUUUGGCCGUGCUCAUGCCAUGUUAGCUUAUUAUUAAUGGUGACACCUCAGUACUUGAACGCCUCCACUUUCUCCACAUUUUGAUUUUUUAUGUUGAGAUCUGUAAUCAGGUGUUUCCCCCUCCUGAAAUCAACAACCAUUUCUUUUGUUUUUGAGACAUUCAACGGGAGAAAAUUUCAUCGCACCAAUUGAUAAAGCUUGUUACUAAGUAUAGGCCUUCUCCUUCAGAUAUUGAGCCAACAAUCGUGGUGUCGUCAGCAAAUGUUAAGAUUGAAAAGGUGUUGCUUGAGCUUUGAAUAUCAUUUGUAUAUAUAGUAUACAGUACAGGAGAGCGAACGCAGAUUAAAAAGUAUUUAUUUUCAAGUUAUCACGAAACAGCUUGAACCGGAAGAUGAUUUAAUUAUUAAUAAAAGGAAGUGGCUAUAAAUCCCGUUAAAUAUUGGAUUGGAUGGUGCUAUCGGAUCGUGUUUUUAUCUGCCGAUUUUUUCGCCCGACACAGUACAUAACGAGAAAGUCAGCCUAUUUCUUCGGCCGACCACAGUUCGUGGGUUAAUGUAGUGUUGCAAAGCAGAUGUUACUAAUCUGAACAGUUUUUUUCUUAUGAAAUGCCACCUUUUUUGUGUUUUUUAAACAGAGUUCUUUUAAUUCACUUAGUUUGCUUCCCCUGCUGUAAAUAGUUUCAGCUCUCCACUGAUUUUUGUGUUGACCAGACAGUCAUUAUGAGGAAAACUAACUCUCAUUUCUUACCCUGCAGAUACUGUGGCAGGAGUAGCUGUGGGUUGUUUACUCCUGGGUACAGUGCUAGGGUUCUUGUUUACCUGCCUGGCUCUGAGAAAAAGGGUGAAAAAACCUAAGGAACCAUUUGCCUCAGACCGACCCAGUGUUGAAGAGUUUGUUGAUGAAGACCCAAAUUUAUGAUGUAGAUAAUUUAUACCGUUAUAUCUAUCAUUUUUUAAAUUAUUUUUUUGCUAGUUAUUUUUCAUUAAUAAAUAUUUUUUCAAAUUUUUUUUUUUUGCUUUA
Messenger RNA from Lymnaea stagnalis (great pond snail), 22173 nucleotides. The record is from the annotation of a GenBank genome assembly. NCBI's taxonomy places the organism in Eukaryota, Metazoa, Mollusca, Gastropoda, Lymnaeidae.